Molecule: messenger RNA, 3335 nt
Organism: Paramecium octaurelia
Lineage: Eukaryota; Ciliophora; Oligohymenophorea; Peniculida; Parameciidae
Source: the annotation of a GenBank genome assembly
AUGAACAUUUCAAACGAGCAUGUUCAAAACUCAUUUAGUUUGUAAGAUGAGUACUUUCAAGGUCCAAACUCGGGUAUGAUUUCAGGGAGAAUCGUCCUUGGGGAUGGAGACUCCAACAGGAAUCUGCCUGCCAGUUGGAAUUCUUUCACAGUUCCGGAUUAGCAGAAAUUGGGAGAUAUCAGUCAACAAUCAAUUCAUGUGAUGCCUAUUGAUAUGCAUAAAUCGAUGAGGAAUAUGCGAAAAUCGGAAUAUCAAUCUGCGUAUGCAAUUGAAGACGAGGAAGAAUAAGGAGGAAAACCUCAAUUUCUGAAAUUGAUUAUAGCCAAGAGUUUCCAAAACAAUUUUAUUAACAACCUGUGGAACAGAUCCUAUUUGAGAAAGCUGCAUCAACUUUCCUUUUAUCAAAUCCAAGCAUUGGAUGAUUUAUAAUUAGAAAAUGAGGCUUACCUGCAUAAUGACAAGAGAACAUUGACUAGAUGGGAGGCUUUUAAGCGAUUCUUCUCGUACAUUGAGGUGUUUACUCCUUACAGUUAAUUGAUAUUUAUUUGGGGCCUGUUUUAAAUUUUAACAUACUUGCUGAUCUUCUUUUGGCUACCAUACAAGAUCUCAUUCAAAUUGGAUUCAAUUGGUGAUUUUCUAGGCAUCAGCGUAUACAAGUAGUCUCUCGAAAUAGUGUUUUUAUCGAUAUUGAGUUUGGACGUGUUUGUUGGUUUGAAUUUGGCAUUCAUAUACAAGGGGUUAAUCAUACGAAACAGAAAACGAAUCUUGAUAAAUUAUUUUCGAUAAUAUGCAUUUGUUGAUUUGGUACAUAAUGGUUAAUAUAUAAGGACUUAAGGUUUCGUUGAGUACGGUGACUCUUCAAUUCUUUAUUCUCACAAACAAUGAUGAGUCCAAUCAAAUGUUGAUCGUUUAAAUAGUUCUCUGUGCUAUUUUCUAUGUGCUUCGACUAACAAAAAUCAAUAAGAUAUUAGCAUAAAUAUAGGAGUAAGUGUGCGUAAUAAUAUUAGAUUCUUCAAUCUGUAUGGUUCUUUGAAUGACUUGGUUGGUUUGCUAAAGCUGACAAUGAUGAUAGUAUUCAUAGCUCACAUUUGUGCAUGUGUUUGGCAUGGUCUGGCAUUCUAUAAUGAUGGUUAUUCGUGGUUGGAUGCAUACGAUUUGAGAGACAAGGGAAAUGCCUCUAAAUACAACAAAGCCUUUUAUUGGGCGACGAUGACAAUGACCACUGUGGGUUAUGGGGACAUAACAGCUAAAAAUAACAUGGAGUUGCUGAUGAAUAAUCUAACAAUGUUGAUAGCCUCAAUAGUGUUUGCGUAUUCAGUGAAUAGUAUAGGAAUAUUUGUAUCUAACAUGUAUAAGGGAGCCAUGGAAUAUAGUCGGAGUGUUACCCUCAUUAAUACAUUUAUGUCAAAAAACAAGAUUCAAUUCGAAUUGUAAACAAGAAUCAGGAGUUACUUGGAGUAUAUUUGGCAAGAAGAAUAAAAUAUGAAUGACGAGGAAGUCUCAUCACUAAUUUGCAAAUUGAGUAGUAAUCUAUAAGAGGAAUUGCAGUAUCAGUUAAGAGGAAACAUACUCAGCAGUUGUAAGGUGAUGAUCAAGACAUUUUCUGAAAAGAUGAUAAAGUCAUUGUUGGGAUAGAUGGAGGAGUAGAGUUUUUCACCUGAGGAGAGGAUUAUUACUUUAAAUUAAUUGGAUGACUCUUCGUUGUAUAUUAUUACUAAAGGGGAGGUGGAGAUCAUUUUCGAAGGCUUUAAUAGUUUGAAUGAAAGAGUUCAGAGGAAUAGUUUGAAGUGCCUUUAUUAAGGAGAUUAUUUUGGAGAGUUCUCAUUCUUUACAGGUUAACCUCGAAAGGCAACUGCGAUUUCUAGAGCAUUUACUAAGGUGUUUAAAAUCAAAAGGGAGAACUUCAUUAAGAUCUUGCUGUCUUAUCCGAAUGAUUAUGAGAAGUAUUGUCAAUUGACACAUACACUCUUGCAUUAAGAUUACAGUGCACUCCAGGUGAGUUGUUACAGUUGUUCAAGUAAUCAGCAUCUGAUUGAUAAGUGUCACUACUUGCACUACUGUCCUGACAAGGAGAGCAUACUGAAGAAGGAGUUAUAUCCUCAUGAUUAACCAAGGAACAAGAGGAUAGGGAGAUUGAAUAAGGAGAAGGAAGUGAGUCCUUGGUUGAUACAGAAGUAUUUGAUGACUAAGGCAAAGGAGAUUUAAUAGGAAUAAUAGUAUUUGGCGAGUAAGGGGACAGACUUCGAAGACUUUGAACAACACUCCAACUUAAUGAAUGACGUGUAUGAGGAUGAAAGUAAGCUAUACAAAAUAUCAAUAAGUCGAAAUCGAUGUGCCGUCAUCUCUGAAUCAAAGGAGCAACUCUAGAUCGUUUAGUAAGAUUAGUCAGAAACCUAAUCAAUAGACAAUGAUAACAGAAAAUGAGGAUGAUGACUCCAAAAACUAUUCGAGGAAGGUAGUCAAUCCCAGAGCCACUCUCUAGACGGCUGGGUUUGGAGGAGGGAUGAGGGAUAGUGUUCGGGUUGACUUGAUGAAGGAUGAUGAAUAUUAAGAAAUCUCGGAAGAAGAAUCAGAGGAAGAGAAGGAUUAAGUGUUAAUGUAAUUGCCAGUGCCUGCCAAAUAAAAUUAGGAAAUAGCCAGAACUCAAUAAUAAAAAAUCACGUUCACUAGAAAGGAUUCAAAUGAAGAAAUUAUACCUCGUUAAUCUUCUCUCAGAUCUCAUACUUACACUUAGAAAGGAAGACAAUCUUAAACUAUCAAACGGACUUUGACUCCUGAAAAGAUAUUCCCGCCUAAUUCUUCUGAUCUGGAAGUCAGGCAUCAUUAAAAAAGACCCACUUAGAAAAGGCAAUCUAAUGCAACCAGAACGUUUACUAGGAAUCAAGGAAGAGAAAUGACCACGGAUAUUAAUCAUACUUCUGUCAUGGAUAAUCAAACGUAUAAUUAACAUACCAACAAUUCGAUUAUUAAUGACUUUGAUAAAAUGCAAAUCUUCAUCUACUAUUUCCCUCUCAAUAAUUACGAUAUCGUCAUCAAAAGGUAAUGCUUACUUAUUAAUAGAUUUAUUUAGAUAUGCGAGACUUCAAAAGUUCUUUGGAAAGAGAAGACUCUACCCUGAAUUCUCUAGAUACUCAUUUUUCUUUUUAACCAUCAAGAAAGGCUGGAAGCUCAGAAAAUUAGGAGACAAAGUCACAGGAUUGAGAAUUGCCGAGUCAUUGAAGAAGCCAUUCACUAAAACAUUUCAAAGUAUUAAAACAGUUAAGAAAAUUGCACAUAAUACCACUGGAAAUGGAGGAGGAGGGACAUCGCCUUUAAGAUUACAAUCCUUUAAGUGA